GAUUUUCUCAGUGAAGAGGCCUAUAUCUAAAUUGUCGCGAGGGACGUUUUCUUCAUCUCUGACGUACCUGCGGAUCGAUUAGUGAAUUACAAUAAACCUACUUUAAAAAAAAUGACCGGCCGUGCGAGAGCAAGAUCGAGAGGCAGAGCACGUGGUCAAGAGACUGCGACACCUGGAGCGAGCCAAGCUCGAGAGCCUACACCAGCGCCAGCCCCGCCCGCAGAGGGAGAGCUGGUCGGUAGAGGGAGGCAGAAAGGUGCUCCAGGACCUUUUUCUGCAGAAGCGGUUCUACAGAUCUCAGCCGGGUUUCAGCAGGUGAAGCUGGGAGAAAGAGGUGGACGACGGCGGGAUUAUCACGAUGCAGGGGUUAACACCAGACAGGCUAUGGAGCACGUUAAGGAGUCAAAGACUGGAAACUCUGGCAGUGCCAUUAACCUGACGGCAAACUUCUUUCGAAUCAUGUCCCGCCCUCAGUGGGUUCUGUAUCAGUACCAUGUGGACUACAAACCGCCAAUGGAGUCUCGCCGCCUGAGAUCGGCCCUCCUCUUCCAUCACGAUGAAGUACUUGGGUCAGCACGGAGCUUUGAUGGAGCUCUGCUUUUUCUGCCCCACAGAUUGCACAGCAAGGAAACUGUGCUCCACAGCGAGACAAGGAAUGGAGAGAAGGUUCAGAUAACUGUCACCCUGACAAAUGAGCUGCCACCCUCCUCCCCGGUGUGCAUUCAGUUUUACAACAUCAUAUUCAGAAGGAUCCUGAGAAUGCUAGACAUGCAGCAGAUUGGACGCAACUACUACAACCCCAAUGAUCCACUCAACGUCCCACAGCACAAGCUGACAAUCUGGCCAGGCUACUCCACCAGCAUCUUGCAGUACGAGCAGUCCAUCAUGAUGUGUACUGACGUGAGCCACAGGGUGCUGCGUAGUGAGACGGUCCUCGACUUUAUGGGCAACCUGAGGCAACAGUGUGGACCUCAACGCUUCCCUGAGAUCUGCACUAAGGAGCUCGUUGGACUUAUUGUCCUCACUAAGUACAACAACAAAACCUACAGGAUUGAUGACAUUGCAUGGGAUCACACUCCCAAAAACACGUUCAAGAGGGGAGAUGCAGACAUUUCCUUCAAGAACUAUUACAAGACUCAAUAUGGACUGGACAUCAGUGACGAGAACCAGGUGCUGCUGAUCAGCCGUGUGAAGAGGCUGGGUCCUGCUGGAGCUCCUCCUCCAGGGCCGGCCAUGCUCAUCCCAGAGCUGUGCUACCUUACAGGCUUGACUGACAAGAUGCGAGCUGACUUCCACAUCAUGAAAGACUUGAGCGUCCACACCAGACUGACGCCAGAGCAGAGGGAGGGACGCCUCAACAGAUUUAUCACAAAUAUACAGAAGAAUGCUGAUGCACAGUCGGAGUUGGAUAAGUGGGGACUCAACUUCGAUAAGAAACUACUGAAUCUGAAAGGCAGAGUCCUCCCAGGGGAGAGGAUUUUCCAGGGAACAAGAUCGUAUGAUUACAACCCCAAGGCAGCUGACUGGUCCAGAGAGAUGCGUGGGUUGCCUGUGAUCAGCGCUCCUCCACUCAAUAACUGGCUCAUGUUUCACACCCGGCGUAACGGUGGUGAAGCCCAGUCCCUCCUGCAGACCCUCCACAAAGUCUCAGCUCCACUCGGUAUCCGCUUACAGAGAGCCAUCAUGAUCGAGUAUGACGAUCAUCAGGAGUCUCUCCUCAGAGCCCUGCAGCACAACGUUGGACCCCAGACAGAGAUGGUGGUGGUGAUCCUCCCCAGCAACAGGAAGGACAAGUACGACAGCAUCAAGAAGUACCUUUGUGUGGACUGCCCCACUCCCAGCCAGUGUGUGGUUGCCCGUACUCUCAACAAGGCAAUCAUGACUGUGGCUACCAAGAUUAUACUGCAGAUGGCCUGCAAGAUGGGAGGGGAGCUCUGGAGUGUGGAGAUCCCCCUCAAACAUCUGAUGAUUGUGGGCAUUGACUGCUACCAUGACAUUACUGCUGGGAAGAGGUCCAUUGGAGCUCUCGUGGCCAGCCUCAACCAGGGCAUGAGCAGGUGGUUCUCAAAGUGUGUGCUGCAGCACAAAGGUCAGGAAAUCAUGGACGGACUGAAGAUGGCUUUAAGUGGUGCACUCAAAGACUAUCUGAAGUUCAACAACUGCCUGCCUUCACGCAUCAUCGUGUACCGAGACGGCGUGGGAGACGGCCAGCUGCACAGCGUGGUCAACUAUGAGGUGGCACAGAUCAUGGACUCCAUCAAGUCCAUGGGGCACGACUACAUGCCCAAGCUGAGUGUGGUGGUGGUGAAGAAGCGCAUCAGCAGCAGGUUCUUCGCCUACAUCAGUGGCAGGGUGGACAACCCUCCCCCGGGCACCAUCAUCGAUACAGAGGUCACCCGUCCAGAGUGGUAUGACUUCUACAUCGUGAGCCAGGCUGUGCGCACCGGAAGCGUCUCCCCGACCCACUACAACGUAGUGUACGACACCAGCGGACUGAAGCCUGACCACAUGCAGCGGCUCACCUACAAGCUGUGCCACAUGUACUACAACUGGCAGGGGAUCAUCAGAGUGCCCGCCCCCUGCCAGUACGCCCACAAGCUGGCUUUCCUUGUGGGCCAGAGCAUCCACAGGGAGCCCAAUAUGAAACUGGACGACCUCCUCUUCUACCUAUAGGGAUAAAAAAGAUGAGCAAUGUGUUGGGCUCUGACUCUGAAGUUUCCUUGUAAAGAAAUGUCUGUAUGUAAACCUUUUGUUAGAAAAGUUCUCUUCAGUUUAAUUGAACCAAGUUGAGUUUUCGAAGGUGCUAAGAGUUUGGUUGUGUUAGCAUCAGAUGGAGUCAGACAGCCCUGUGUACUGAGCAGUUUUAAGAGGUUUGUAUUCUAUUGAAGUCUUCAUGCAGAGACACUAUUCAGACGCUGAUGUGCCAACAUGAAGAAUGUUCACCGUGGUAUCUGUUGGUGAGAAGAAGAUACUGAGAGCAGUAACUGAUCUGUGAACUGAGAAAUAACAUAAGACUACAUGUUAUUGUAUUCACUUAGAGCUCCAUGCCAGUAUAAGUU
Messenger RNA from Morone saxatilis (striped sea-bass), 3059 nucleotides. It is a transcript of the gene piwil1, whose product is annotated as piwi-like RNA-mediated gene silencing 1. The record is from RefSeq and is a predicted model, not a curated record. Gene Ontology annotation, cellular component: P granule. Gene Ontology annotation, molecular function: protein binding; piRNA binding. Lineage: Eukaryota; Metazoa; Chordata; Actinopteri; Moronidae. The transcript has 21 exons. Gene Ontology annotation, biological process: regulatory ncRNA-mediated gene silencing. Bases 112 to 2673 code for a protein of 853 amino acids.